This is a messenger RNA of Aureobasidium subglaciale EXF-2481, 4645 nucleotides long. RefSeq lists its product as uncharacterized. Gene Ontology annotation, molecular function: protein binding. The record is from RefSeq and is a predicted model, not a curated record. NCBI's taxonomy places the organism in Eukaryota, Fungi, Ascomycota, Dothideomycetes, Dothideales, Saccotheciaceae. The transcript has 3 exons. The coding region runs from base 143 to 4402 and encodes 1419 amino acids.
CUGAUAUCGGCAACAUGUGUCUCGCUGCUCGGAUUGAGGAAUCACUGUGUCCAGUGUGACAAUGUUAGCGCUGCAAUCUGUAUCCCACAUCGUCUGGCGCCUCGAAGAUCCCGGCUGAGGACCAAUCCCAACCUGACCAGCCAUGUCUUCCACAAUGUCAUCAAAUAUAACCGCAAGGAGUGGAAAAGACUCUUCCAUCUUUGACAGUCCCACCUUUGACAAGGAUCUGCGUAUCCAUGUCGGCCAGGCUGUAGGUUCUGCUUCCAUCUCACCAGGAGGUAGAGACGUCGUUCUGGCAUCACAGCAAGGCCUGCAUAUCAUCGAUCUCGACUCGCCAUUCUCUCCUCCGCGUCACUUGCGCCACCAGACCCCAUGGACCCCGGCGGAUGUACAGUGGUCUCCGUUUGCUUCACGAUAUUACUGGGUCGUUAGUACUUCGAAUCAAAGAGCCUUAGUCUGGAAUCUUGAGCUCGCUAGUCUCCAAGCCCCUAUAGAGCACACGUUGCACGCUCACUCGAGAGCUAUCACCGACAUCAAUUUCUCUCCUUUGCAACCGGACUUACUUGCUACUUGUGCAGUUGACGCUUUUGUACAUUGUUGGGAUCUGCGCGUGUCUGCAAGACCUGUAAUCAGUUUCUCCGACUGGUUCGCUGGUGCCACUCAAGUCAAGUGGAAUCGCCGCAACCCUCAUAUUGUUGCUUCUUCACACGACAAGUAUCUACAUAUUUGGGAUGAUCGCAAAGGCGCAUUGCCCCUUAAAACGAUCGAGGCUCAUCAGACAAAGAUUUAUGGAAUCGACUGGAGUCGCACUGAAGAAACCAAGAUUGUCACUUGCUCACUCGACCGGACUAUCAAGGUCUGGGACUACGAGUAUUCCGAAGUAGAACCUGAGCGUGUCAUUAAUACCCCUUUCCCGGUAUGGCGAGCUCGACAUACCCCAUUUGGUAAUGGAGUAUUAGCUAUGCCACAAAGAGGAGAUCAUGAUCUGCACAUGUACGACUGCCGGCCAUCGAAUGUGACCAAUACACCGGCUCUCACCGAGCCCAACUAUCGCUUCACUGGACAUGAAGAACAGGUCAAGGAGUUCUUGUGGCGAGGGCGUGGUAAUAUCGACGAAUACUCGGAUGGUCGUGACUUCCAACUGGUGUCAUGGGGAGCUGAUCGCGAACUCAUCUUACAUCGCAUGGGCGACAAGCAGCUGCAAUCCAUCGGAUUUCACAAGGGUAUGCUCAUGGACAAGCCGGUGCAACUCACUAGAAUUGGUGCACCUUACAAGUCGUUCAGAGAUCGGCCUGUCCAUCCUGCGACAGCGGCCGAUAGUACCACACACGGCAAUACAAUAGUACAUCCUGGUACCAGUCCUGGAAUGAACAAAGUGCCUAUCCCAAUCGCAGGUGGUUGGGCCGAUAGUGGCCAGAUGAUGACCUACUCGGGCAUCGAAACUCGAAAUGUCCGACAGCAAGACAACGGCCUCAUCUCAUGGAUGAAGGGUGUCAAAUUCGGCAAGCGCAAACCAAGCUCCCCGGAUAGACAGGGUACAAGAGAACUCUCGAUCAUCGCCGAUCUACACAAUCCGGACACUCAUGCUGUGCGUGAAACUCUCAGCGAUGAGAUUAUUCACGUGGGUGAGAAAUUUACACGAGUCACGGUUGAAGAGGCAGAUGUGUCGAACAGACAUGUGAAGAUAUCACUCAACGGUCCAUGGGCGGCCGAAGAGAAGCUAGCAUUCAUGCAGCUCUGCAUGGACUUCCCAGUAGAUUACCCCGAGAAAUCUGUCCCGUGGUUCCACCUCGACAAAGCAUCUGCCUUGUCAGAGGAAAAAAUUGCAGAGCUCGAGGGUAACCUACGCAAGAUUGCCACUGGAUACUUGAUACAUCGUCGAGGAUGUAUUGAAGGUUUCUUGUCCUAUUUGACGGGCGAAAGAGAUUUGCAGGAAAGCAUCAGCUGGCUUGGGCUUGGUGGCAACGAUGUGAUUGCACCUGGUGAAGAAGCAGAGAGCUCCAGUGAUGAAGAAGACGGCUUGCUCGGCGAUUUUGGUGGUAGCGAAUCACAAACUCUGGGCAUGGAGGGCAGUGUAGGAUCCGGCAUCUUCAGCACAAAUGCCAACGUGCCUCUUCCCAGAACAUGUGGAGCUCUGUGGGCUCCGAAUGGACAACUGAUCUGUUUCAUGCCGCCAAAGGAAGAGCCGCGUUCGAUUCUCCAGAAGUUUGCGAUCGACGAUAGAAAUCGCAAUCGCGGAAGUAGAGAAAUCUUCGAAGGUUUCGGAAGGUUACAUUCAGGCCAGACAGAGUCAAAGAGUAAGAGCAAGCCUAGUGCUGACGCUUUUGAGGUGGAAGACUCAGAUGACAGUUCUGAGUUCUCGUCUUCUAGCUCAUCUUCGGGUUCUGAUGAGCCAGAAAUGUUCCUUCGCAGAUUCCAACCACCAUCUGCCUGGCAUGGUGGGUCGUUACGCUUCCCACGCCUGAAGGGACUCAGAACACAUUCCACCGAAGGUUCGAUACCAACAAGUAAUGGGCUCAACAAGAGAGGUACCGGUGCUAGAAACAAGAUUCGAGUCAAGAUCAUCGAUGCAGAUGGCUUGUUGCCCUCGAAGCGAAAACUUGCGUCAGAGUAUCUCGUCUAUGGUGAUGGAGAGACAGUCUGCUCGCACAACGCCCAAGCUGCCUCAUCAAACGGCUUUCCUGAAUUGGCUGACAUAUGGGAGUUUGUUGGCCUGGUAUUGGCUAGAAAGGUUCCUCUGAUCAUGCUUUCGAUGCCCAGACAAGAGACAGAUAUUCGUGUUCUAGCACGUCGGUCGCUUAUGUCGUAUCAAAGAAACGAUAGUGGAUUAGACCUGUCGUUUGACGAGCCAGAAGCUGUGCUUAAUCCACACGAAACAGCUCUGAUAAAAUGGGGUAGUCAUCCGUUUGCCGGGUCUUGGCUCAUCGACACACUAUUUACUCACUUUGAGAACCUGGCGGAUGUUCAGAUGCUCGGUAUGCUUUCUUGUAUAUUCGCUCAGUCCUUGUCACCCGAUGAUCAACGUCCGACCUACGAGGAUCUCCCACAAUCGAUGACUUGCGCCGCCCAACUCUUUGAUUACUUCCCCGACAAGGAGACUGCUUUUGGGUAUUAUGAGCCCAUAAUCUCUAUCUCCGAUCUAUCGAACAAGAACAGAAGGUCAGGGGCAGGACUUGCCUCGACAGGAGUGUCCUCACAGGAUCUUCGAGAACAAAGUAUAGUUGCAAGCGAGCCAGUCACUCCCUUAUACACUGGCAACACACCUCCCAUGCCGUUAUCAAGGACCAGUACACACCGGUCUAGUGCUGCACCCAGCCUCUCAACAUCACCAGAACACCACCGUACCUCCAUACCAAGUGCGACAAGUUCUUUCGCUGCUUCCGUCUUGGCUCGACCGUUCCAACUUGCUAGCUCUCCCCCUGUUCGCAAUCGUAACAGUGGGGAGGAGCUCUCGUCAUCAAUACCUUCGCAGGCGGGCAUCAACUGGAACAAGAGUCGACCAUUCAACCGAAGCGACUCGACAAUUCGUAGGAGCUUCAUGUCUCAAGGGUUUGGUGACGACUAUGAUGGUUCUACUACAGAGGAUGACGAGUCGCUGCCACCACAGUCUCGCGUCAAGAUCAGUCUCAAGAAUCAGGAUCUCUUCGACGAUGAGGGACGCUCGAAUAUCGCGUUCUUGGAUCCCAACCAGUCCAUCAAGUUUGCAGUUUAUCGUGCUGUGUAUGCAAAUAUGCUAGGUGCCUGGGGGUUCCAGAUGCAGCAGAAUGAAGUUGACAAACUCGACGGUCUGCUUUCAAACGUUCUCGCACGUACUAGGUCAAGAGACCAUGGUUCACAAUCCACUCUUACGUUGGGAGAGGCCGAAGAAGACGAAGACAAGCUAGAUUGUUUAGGUCCACAAGUUGUCCGAUGCUGCAUGUCUUGUGGCGAAGUCGACAUACCAGACCGUCGUGCAGACCACAAAUGCGCCAAAUGCGGCGGGCGCUCCCACUUACUUUCUUGCACCAUCUGCUACCAACCCAUCGCAGGUCUCUACAAAGUAUGUCCUGUAUGCGGACACGCCGCUCACAUCUCCUGUCUCGCCACCCUCCUCGAAUCACUUCCAGAAGACGAAAAGCCAGAAUGCGAAGCAGGUUGUGGAUGUGCCUGUGAUGAAAACAUAGCUGUUGGAGGUGAAGAGAUUUUCGGUUUGGUCAUGCCACUCACGUUUGAACAGGAAGUCACAAAGGAGACUGGUUUCCGUAUGCUGCAGCCUGUGGGUAACAGUACUAUCCUGCAUAGGCGUGGGAGUAUUGUCGAGGCGAAGCAGUCGGGGAGAUUGAGAGAUACGGCACAGCAUGAACACGGGGGAUCGUCGAAGAAUGGCCCUCGAAGGACUAGGACGAGAUCGUUCGGGCAUUGAUGAUCGUGUAAUCGGAGAUAUGAUAGUGUAAUCGAAGAUGAAGAAAAGUAUCGUCACUGUCUUGCAAACUCGUGUAUAAUGACGAGGAAGCGACGAACAUGUAUACAAGAUGCCUAGGUAUCUACUUGUGGUGAGAAAGCCUGAGGAAGUUGCAUGAGGCGGCCAUGAUCAUCUCUCAAUGACGACAAAUUUGUGCCGUACUGCUGUCACGCGAGUGAUGUACUUGGAAGGAGGUAGAAAGUG